Molecule: messenger RNA, 812 nt
Organism: Cetraspora pellucida
Lineage: Eukaryota; Fungi; Glomeromycota; Glomeromycetes; Diversisporales; Gigasporaceae
Source: the annotation of a GenBank genome assembly
AAUGGAAAUUGAUAAGGUUCUUGAUGAGGCUUUUGAAAGGCUGAAGCUUGUGAAAGUUGAUGACGCAGAAAUAAUGUUAUAUAAAUUUAUUUUACUGGCGUUCGUUCUUGGUUGUGUGAAUAACUUUACUACGGAUUGGAAAAGAAGCAUACACAACUUUUACGAAAAUAAAGUACAUAAUAUAAGUAAGACAAAGAAAGCAAGUACUAUUAAGAACGUAUGGAGAAAAUAUAAUUUAGCAAAAGAAGGAAAAGAUAUUGAAGAUUUUUUUAAGUUUUCAAAAAACGAGGCUAUAAAAUAUGAUUUACAGAGAUGUAAAAAAAUAUAUGAUACCAUGUCGAAAGUUAGUGAAGCCAUAAAAAAUAUUUCAAACUUAACAAUAAAUAGCGAUAACAAUGUAGUAAAAAUAUUAAGCAAUUGGAUUCAAUUCUCGGAUCUUCAAAAAGAUGAUGUUAUUUUAUCAGGCGUAAUUGAUACGAGAAAAAAAAUUUCACGUUCAUUGAAAGCGCAUUUGGAGUUAAGAGAUGUUUGGCAUCAUAUCAAUGAAAAUAUUGUAGUACAUGAUAUUCCUGCAGAAUUCGAAAAACAUAUAGAACGCGUUGUUCUUGAUGAUGAUGAUCGAAUACCUGACGAACACUAUAAUAAUUCAAGUAAUAGAACAUUUAUAAAAGAGGAAUACCAAUCUAUCUUAUAUCCAUUCUUAAGUAAAAAUUUAUGGGAGAAUCCAACAUACAAAAAGGAUGAUUUGAUUAUUGAAAAUCAAAAAUGUGAUAUUAUUUCAGAAAUGGUUUUAAACUUAAGAAAAGUAUUAG